Messenger RNA from Lotus japonicus, 1277 nucleotides. Its product is annotated as transcription factor MYB15-like. Lineage: Eukaryota; Viridiplantae; Streptophyta; Magnoliopsida; Fabales; Fabaceae. The record is from RefSeq and is a predicted model, not a curated record. The transcript is spliced from 3 exons. Bases 271 to 972 code for a protein of 233 amino acids.
UCUCCUUUGGCGUGAUGCACGUUUUGGUUAGAAAACACAUAUAAAUGAGAAUAUCCAAGGUUUACUAAUUCAGUUUCUAUACAUUCACAAUUACUUUUUCUUCCAUUUACUUACUCUUUCUAGCUCUAUCUUCUUUUCUUAUCAUAUUAAUUAUCACACAUUUUUCAAUUAUCUCUUCUAUAAUUUCUAUCAGAGUGUAAGUGUGAGUGAAAUUAGGGUGUGAACAAGUUAAUUAUUUUCCUUAAGUAGCUAGUCAGCUCUGAGACAUCGAUGGUGAGAACCCCUUCUUUUGACAAAGAUGGACUGAAGAAAGGAACAUGGACACCUGAGGAAGACGAGAAGUUGGUUGCUUAUGUUACUAGGUAUGGCCACUGGAAUUGGCGUCUACUCCCCAAGUUUGCAGGACUUGCAAGGUGUGGGAAGAGUUGCAGACUCAGGUGGCUGAAUUACCUAAGGCCAAACCUCAAGAGAGGGAACUAUACUCAAGAAGAGGAGGAGACUAUUAUCAAGCUGUACAAAAUGCUGGGUACCAGAUGGUCUGCGAUUGCUGCUCAGAUGCCAGGAAGAUCAGAUAACGAAAUUAAAAAUCACUGGCACACCAACCUCAAGAAGCGAUACCAACACAGCUCAAUCACAAAAUCUCAAGUCUCCAAGCCAAACGACCACUCCCCCGUGCAGGAAACUGCAAACAACAUAAAUGGUCCUUUCGAAACACUUCAAAUCACUCAACUAGCUGAUUCAUCUUCGCCCGAAUCCUCAUCCACAAACAUGGAGUACACCAAUGUUACCAACAAUGAUGAUUAUAAUCUGGAUAGGGAAGUUGAAUUUGCCUUUCUGGAUUCAGACAGAUAUGGUGAUAUGAUCAGUGGAAACUUCUGGUUCGAGCCAUAUAUGCUUGACAUUUCCUAUGCAAAAUCAAGUGAAAACUUUGAGUGCUUUAGCCCAGUCUUUGAUGCUGAGCUUUGGAGUUGAUACGAUGAGUGAUAUAUAUAUAUAUAUAUAUAUAUCUGCUUGGUGAGUGCACUGAAGAUGAUGUUUUAUUUAGAGUUGAUACCUUUUUCCUCCAAUUAUUGACAAAAAAUGAAUCAAAUGUAGGUGGAAAAGGAUAUGUAAUAAUUUCUAUAUACAUCCGACAUUUGUUUUCUUCUCUUGUGGGGUGGAGUUUCUCUGUUUCUGCAAACUGUGUGAAUCUAUUUUCAUAAUAAAGUUAUAGUGAUGUGUGUGUAUGGUGGGUCACCCUACUAUACGUGGAUGUGCAAAUGCCAAUCGAAUUAAUG